UCAGACGAUCCUCUAGCACUGGAGCGCACCACCAUGUCCCCCUCCUGGCUCACCUCUCUUCAACCACACCUCUCCUCCUCCUCGGACUUCAAACAGCUCAAAGACUACCUCCGCUCCCAGCAAUCAUCGGGAGCGACCAUCUACCCACCAGCGCACUUGGUUCACUCAUGGUCUCAGCUUACCCCGCGAAUAGAAGACGUCAAAGUCGUAGUACUAGGUCAGGACCCGUAUCACGGCCCGGGCCAGGCAAUGGGUCUCUCCUUCUCCGUGCCUCGCGGUCAGGCAGUACCUGGUAGUCUGAAGAAUAUGUACAAGGAGCUGCGCGACGAGUAUGGACCAGGGAAGGGGAAAGGAGGAUUUGAUGCGCCCAGUCAUGGGGAUCUGAGUGGGUGGGCUAGCCAAGGGGUACUCAUGCUCAAUAGCUCCCUCACGGUGAGGAAGGGCGAGGCGGGCAGUCAUGCUGGUAAGGGUUGGGAGGUCCUGACCAGGGAGGUCCUGAAGCUGGUCGUAGAGCGAGCCACUGGAGGUGGUGGCGUCGUCUUCCUCCUCUGGGGCCAACCUGCCUCCAAGACAUUCAGCGCUGCCGUCCCUUCGUCCCUGUCCUCUCAUCCAAACAUCAAGCUGCUCCGUUCCCCGCAUCCUUCCCCUCUCAGCGCGCAUCGCGGCUUCUUGGGCAAUGGUCACUUCAAGAAAGCCAACGAGUGGCUAGAGAAGGAGGGAGGGUGGGGUCAGGGUGGAGGGGUGAGGUGGGCAGAU
Molecule: messenger RNA, 756 nt
Organism: Jaminaea rosea
Lineage: Eukaryota; Fungi; Basidiomycota; Exobasidiomycetes; Microstromatales
Product: uracil-DNA glycosylase
Exons: 2
Biological process (GO): base-excision repair; base-excision repair, AP site formation via deaminated base removal
Cellular component (GO): mitochondrion; nucleus
Molecular function (GO): uracil DNA N-glycosylase activity
Source: RefSeq, a predicted model, not a curated record